Tigriopus californicus is the source of this 2355-nucleotide messenger RNA. RefSeq names its product glutamine--fructose-6-phosphate aminotransferase [isomerizing] 2-like. The transcript is spliced from 8 exons. Gene Ontology annotation, molecular function: L-glutamine:D-fructose-6-phosphate transaminase (isomerizing) activity; carbohydrate derivative binding. The coding region runs from base 101 to 2254 and encodes 717 amino acids. The record is from RefSeq and is a predicted model, not a curated record. NCBI's taxonomy places the organism in Eukaryota, Metazoa, Arthropoda, Copepoda, Harpacticoida, Harpacticidae. Gene Ontology annotation, biological process: fructose 6-phosphate metabolic process; UDP-N-acetylglucosamine metabolic process; protein N-linked glycosylation.
UUGUUCGAUAGAAAGCCACUUCCGAAACUGAUGACAUAAACAAACACCGUGUUCUCGUUUCCACCAACCUGAUUCAACCUUCUUCAUCCAUUUGGCCAACAUGUGUGGAAUAUGUGGAUGCGUGUUCUUCAAUAGCUCCGUUACGAGUUUGGAGCUACUCCGCCAACUCCAACAAAACAUGGCCAGAAUGGAAUAUCGUGGUUACGAUUCCUGUGGAGCGGCCAUUCAAUGCCAAUAUCGGGAUGGAGACCCCGGGAUUGAGUUAUUCAAGGCUGUGGGCAGUCCUUCAGAGAGGUUUUGGCCCGUGGUAGAGGCAGGCAUAGAUCAGAUUAAUCCUGGUUUGAUCCAGCCGAUUCAAUUAGGAAUGGGACACACCCGAUGGGCGACCCAUGGGGAAGCUGGUGUGCCCAACUGUCAUCCCCAUGUUAGUUCUGAUAAGAGGGAGUUUGUUGUGGUGCAUAACGGACAAAUCACCAAUUUUGCGCAAAUUCGAAACUACCUCAAGGCUCAAAGGAAUUGGGACUUUUACUCGGAGACAGAUACCGAGGUAAUUCCCAAGCUCGCCCUUUACUUCUACGAACAGACGCCCAAUGCCACAUUCCCCGAUGUGGUUGAACAAGUGUGCCAAGUUCUGGAUGGGGCGUACGCCUUGAUCUUCAUGAGCAGUCUCUUCCCCAAUGAAGUCGUGGCGACCAAAUGCGGCUCGCCAUUGAUCAUCGGGGUCAAAUCGGAUUCGCGACUGCAUUUGUCGGAUUGUCGAACAAGCUUGAAAAGGACUGAAUCGGCGGCAUAUGCUAAUGCUGUCAGGGAAGAGGUAAAUGGAUCAGAUGGUGCUGCAGAAGCUGGUUACCAAUUGGAUGAGCCAAAUCAUAUGAUCUACAAACCAAGCGAUUCAAAAUCCAAGCCCAAUGUCCAGUACUAUUUCUCCAGCGAUCGACCGGCUUUAGGAGGUAUCACUAGCUAUUGCCUUGAUUUACACGAUUUUGACAUUGCCCAUGCUCGAGGAAAUGGCGAGUUGGAGAUAUCGUACAAGUACCCUGGAUCCAUCGCCGAUAGACAUCUCAAGUACCAAGAGUUUGACCAAAUAUCCGAGGAAGAGAACACAUUCUCCUGCAAAACUGAGCAGGAGAUCCACCAACAACGAUCCACGAUUGAAUCUGCCGUUCGAGGCCGUGUGGAUUUCGACAAUCAUACAGUGAAGCUUGGUGGAAUCCAGGCCUAUCUCCAUGAGAUCAGGAGGAGCAAUCGUAUCUACAUGAUCGGCAUGGGCACAUCCAUCCAUGCAGCCUUGGCCACCCAACAUGUCUUGACCAGCCUUACCAACAAAAGUGUCUCCGUGGUUCAAGCCACGCAAUUCAUUGACAUGGGUGAACCCAUUGCUAAAACAGAUCUGUGCAUUUUUAUUUCCCAAUCUGGCGAGACAGCAGACACAAAGGCUGCAUUGGAUUACUGUAAUCGGGCAGGAGCAUUGACUUUGGGGAUCACCAACGUUGUGGGCAGCUCAAUCUGUCAAAACACCACUUGUGGGAUCCAUGUGAAUGCGGGGGUCGAAGUUGGUGUGGCAUCAACCAAGGCGUAUACCUCUCAAUAUAUUUGCUUGGUCCUUUUGGGUAUUGCCAUUGCCCAGGAUUUUUUCAGCAUGAAAGGCCAAAUUCGCGAGAUAAUUGAUGGUCUUCGAGAAUUGCCCAUGAAAGCAGAAGAGGUUCUUAAUAAUAAACAACAGCUGAAAGCGCUGGUGGAACUGAUCCAAGAGUGCCAAAAUGUGGUCAAAGAAUGCAUGAUGUUUAACACCGACAGAUCCAACUCCCUGUACAUCUUGGGACGAGGCUACCAAUAUGCCGUGGCUCGUGAGGCAGCUCUCAAGAUUAAGGAGAUUGCUUACAUGCAUGCUGAAGGCCUUUGCUCCUCUGAACUAAAGCAUGGACCUUUGGCCAUGGUUCAAGAGAACUUCCCUGUCAUCUUAUUCGCCGUCAAUGAUCAAUUUAAAACGCAUGCAUUUAAUGCUAUGAAUCAGCUGGUUUCCCGAGGUUGCGUGCCUUAUCUGAUUAUUACGGAAGGCGAUGAGGUGGAGCUUGAAAACAACUUCAAGAAUAAGGCCGAGGUUCCAUUUCAUUUUGUCCUGCCCAAGUCCACGCCCUGCCUCCAAGGAAUCUUGGCAGUGAUACCUAUGCAACUCCUCAGCUUAUACCUUGCACAAGCGCGCGGUUGCAAUGUGGACCAGCCACGCAACCUUGCGAAAUCUGUUACUGUAUAAAAUCUUGGCUGAAGAGGAUCUUUUUCGAACAUUCCAUGAAUUGACGCAAACUUUUCCAAGAUGUCCAUCGACCGUAAAUAGAGCUUUGAUAAUUUUUCAAA